Chlorocebus sabaeus (green monkey) is the source of this 2116-nucleotide messenger RNA. Lineage: Eukaryota; Metazoa; Chordata; Mammalia; Primates; Cercopithecidae. The record is from RefSeq and is a predicted model, not a curated record.
AUGGCCAGCACAUCCACCACCAUCAGGAGCCACAGCAGCAGCCGCAAGCUGAGUGCCGGCUCAGCCAGGCUUCCUGGGGUCAGCCGCUCUGGCUUCAGCGAGCGUCCUCCGUGUCCCAGCUCCAGGGGCAGUGGUGGCCUGGGUGGCGCAUGUGGAGGAGCUGGCUGCCGCAGCCUGUAUGGCCUGGGGGGCUCCAAGAGGAUCUCCAUUGGAGGGGGCAGCUGUGCCAUCAGUGGCGGCUAUGGCAGCAGGCGGAGGCAGCUGGCUUUGGUGGCGCCGAGUGGAUUUGGUUUGGGUGGUGGAGCCGACAUUGGCUUUGGCCUGGGUGGUGGAGCCGGCCUUGCUGAUGCCCAGGCAAGCAGGCAAUCCGGGCCCUCAACUCUUUCCCGGUCGCCUCCCUUCAUAAACAAGGUGCGGUUCCUGGAGCAGCAGAACAAGGUUCUGGACACCAAGUGGACCCUGCUGCAGGAGCAGGGCACCAAGACCGUGAGGCAGAACCUGGAGCCGUUGUUCGAGCAGUACAUCAACAACCUCAGGAGGCAGCUGGACAGCAUCGUCGGGGAACGGGGCCGCCUGGACUCGGAGCUCAGAGGCAUGCAGGACCUGGUGGAGGACUUCAAGAACAAAUAUGAGGAUGAAAUCAACAAGCGCACAGCAGCAGAGAAUGAAUUUGUGACUCUGAAGAAGGACGUGGAUGCUGCCUACAUGAACAAGGUUGAACUGCAAGCCAAGGCAGACACUCUCACAGACGAGAUCAACUUCCUGAGAGCCUUGUAUGAAGCAGAGCUGUCCCAGAUGCAGACCCACAUCUCAGACACAUCCGUGGUGCUGUCCAUGGACAACAACCGCAACCUGGACCUGGACAGCAUCAUCGCUGAGGUCAAGGCCCAAUACGAGGAGAUUGCUCAGAGGAGCCGGGCUGAGGCCGAGUCCUGGUACCAGAGCAAGUACGAGGAGCUGCAGGUCACAGUGGGCAGACAUGGGGACGACCUGCGCAACACCAAGCAGGAGAUUGCUGAGAUCAACCGCAUGAUCCAGAGGCUAAGAUCUGAGAUCGACCACGUCAAGAAGCAGUGUGCCAGCCUGCAGGCCGCCAUUGCUGAUGCUGAGCAGCGUGGGGAGAUGGCACUCAAGGAUGCCAAGAACAAGCUGGAAGGGCUGGAGGACGCCCUGCAGAAGGCCAAGCAGGACCUGGCCCGGCUGCUGAAGGAGUACCAGGAGUUGAUGAACGUGAAACUGGCCCUGGACGUGGAGAUCGCCACCUACCGCAAGCUGUUGGAGGGCGAGGAGUGCAGGCUGAAUGGCGAAGGCGUUGGACAAGUCAACAUCUCUGUGGUACAAUCCACCGUCUCCAGUGGCUAUGGCGGUGCCAGCGGUGUCGGCAGUGGCUUAGGCCUGGGUGGAGGAAGCAGCUACUCCUAUGGCAGUGGUCUUGGCGUUGGAGGUGGCUUCAGUUCCAGCAGCGGCAGAGCCAUUGGGGGUGGCCUCAGCUCUGUUGGAGGCGGCAGUUCCACCAUCAAGUACACCACCACCUCCUCCUCCAGCAGGAAGAGCUACAAGCACUGAAUUGCUGCCACCAGCUCUCGGUCCCACAGUCCUCAGGCCCCUCUCUGGCUGCAGAGCCCUCUCCUCAGGCUGCCUGUCCUCUCCUGGCCUCCAGUCUCCCCUGCUCUCCCAGGUAGAGCUGGGGAUGGAUGCUUAGUGCCCUCACUUCUUCUCUUUGUCUAUACCAGCCCCAUCUGAGCACCCAUUGCUCACCAUCAGAUCAACCUCUGAUUUUACAUCAUGAUGUAAUCACCACUGGAGGUUCACUUUGUUACUAAAUUAUUAAUUUCUUGCCUCCAGUGUUCUAUCUCUGAGGCUGAGCAUGAUAAGAAAAUGAUAUCUGAUCCUUUUCAUUGCAAAAAAUUGCCUGGGGCUUAUUUCAGAACAACUUCCACUUACUUUUCACUGGCUCCCAAACUUUCUUCCUUGCAAGUUUGUGAACCCACACCCCUGCAGUAUCCAUGAAAGCACAAGUGACUAGUCCUAUGAUGUACAAAGCCUGUAUCUCUGUGAUAAUUUCUGUGCUCUUCGCUCUUUGCAAUCGCUAAAUAAAGCAGAUUUAGAAUACAAU